Messenger RNA from Aphanomyces invadans, 1368 nucleotides. RefSeq names its product TKL protein kinase. Lineage: Eukaryota; Oomycota; Saprolegniomycetes; Saprolegniales; Verrucalvaceae. The record is from RefSeq and is a predicted model, not a curated record. Gene Ontology annotation, biological process: protein phosphorylation. Gene Ontology annotation, molecular function: ATP binding; protein kinase activity. Bases 1 to 1368 code for a protein of 455 amino acids. The transcript has 2 exons.
AUGGCAGCGCCGUCAGCUCCAUGCGAACUGCUUGAGAAGCUCAGCACGUUGCUUCUUCGACUGACCCCUCCUUCGCGAACAUGCGACUCGAUCAAGGCCUUUGCCGCCCAGUUGGACCCAAACAGCGGGUUCAUUCCACCAACGUGCGCAUCAGGCGAAGUAUGCAAGCAACUGACCGAAGUCCUGACUUCCCAAGGCGUAGUUGGGUGUGUGUUCAAGCCCAACGAGAGUUCUCGCGGAUGCAAUCUUGAACUCCUUACCUCGGAGUCUUCUAACAACUCGGUUACCAUUGUCAUCGCAGUUUGCUGCGUCCUCGUGGUCGUUGCUGUCGUUGCUGCAAUCCUGAUCGUGAAACGCAAGACCCGUCGCCGAAAACUCUCGCUCGCAUCAACCCCCCGUCCUGAUGAUCUCCACGGUGUGUACGUGGCGGCUCCUGCUGACGCCAAGCCAACCCCACCGCAAGCACCUUUUCCGUAUGGACGUCUGUCUUGCCCAACGUUCUCCGGCGAGCUCAACUUGUACGACUUGCAGUCGUUUUACCUUGAGUUUGAGCAAGUUGAGAUUAUCAAACCUCUGGCCCAAGGAGCGUUUGGCGAAGUCCUGCUCGGCCGGUACAAGGACCGACAGGUCGCCGUGAAAACGCUCAAGUUGGCGAACUCUGCGCAAGACGUGCAGUUUUUCAUCUGGGAGAUUUUGCUCCUGUCCAAGAUUGAAUGCCCGUACGUCGUUCAGUUUAUUGGGGUGACGUGGAAGGAGUCGCCGUCUGGGAUCAUGCUCGUGACGGAAUUCAUGGACGGUGGCGACCUGCGAAGCGUAUUGGACGCGAACGCAACGUCGCAUCGUUUCUCGUGGCGCGACAAGCUCGAAUGCGCGCUGCAUGUGGCCGAAGGUCUUGUGUAUUUGCAUUCGUUGGACCCAAAAGUGAUCCAUCGCGAUUUGAAGUCACGCAACGUCAUGCUGGACUCGGUUGCGGGUGCCAAAAUCACAGACUUUGGCGUGGCGAGAGAAACGAACGACGCAACGAUGACGGUUGGCAUUGGGACGUACCGAUGGAUGGCGCCAGAAGUGCUUGUGGACGGACACUACUCGGAGUCUGCCGAUAUCUUCAGCUUCGGGGUGAUCUUGGCGGAACUCAGCACCGAGAUUGUUCCGUACACCGAUCUGUCGCUCACGGACGCUUCGAUCAUAUCGAGGGUCAUGACUGGAGAUCUGCGGCCCACAUUUCACGCGACGCAAUCCCCUGCAUGGUUUUUGGAGCUGGGAGCCAAGUGCCUGGCCUUUGAUGCAAACGACCGGCCCGCCGCCGCCGCCGUCGCGUACGCUCUGCGCAAGGGCCUCAAGGACGCUCCAGAAAGUGGUCUUGUUUGA